Messenger RNA from Podospora bellae-mahoneyi, 210 nucleotides. RefSeq lists its product as uncharacterized. Lineage: Eukaryota; Fungi; Ascomycota; Sordariomycetes; Sordariales; Podosporaceae. The record is from RefSeq and is a predicted model, not a curated record. The transcript has 2 exons. The coding region runs from base 1 to 210 and encodes 69 amino acids.
AUGAGGAUACUAACCUACAACUUCAUCAUCUCGUCGGCCCAGGAGAUGCUUUCUAGGAGGGAAAGAACGUCUCGCGUCACUGCUUCUCGGCCAGACACUAGCUAUACGCGGAUUUCUUCUGCUCGCGACCUGCAAUCUUCUUUUUACUAUCGCUUCUGGUCCAUUCACUGCCUCUUCUCCCGCCCACACCUGAUCUAUCUGGCACUUUGA